GCCGAUGAUGCUCGUAACACUAGCGUCAAAAUUCUGAACAACCCAUGCCUAAUCUGCCUCUUUAAGAAUCGUUUACGGAAGAAGGAAGAAGGCAUUGCAAAAUCCCAUAAUUCUUAGUUGUGUGUGAAACAAACUGUCAGAGCCCAGCUUGCGCUGUCAAAUCGUAAUGGUGCGACAACUAGCUAGCUAGUAGCUACCUUUGUGAUUACCUAGCUAGCUAGCUAUCUAGGAUUUAAUCACAGCAUGCGCUGGAUAUAUAAGUGCAUUUCUGUCCUUGAACUAGAUUUACUAUUUUAUCCUCCCGUAAUCGCAAACAUGAUGGUUCGAAAAGUGAUGAGGCUGCGUCUCUCCCAGAGCCUCCGCGGAUCAUGUCACUGAUCCUGUUCGCCUUUGUUGCUCGGGUCAGGGAUGGGCUCCCUCUCUCUGCUUCCACAGACUUUGAACAUAACAAAGAGUUGCAGGAGCGCAAGCAGCAGCUAAAGACCAUAUCUAAAGCACUGGCCCUUUUCCCACCGAGAGGGACAGUUAAGGGCCGUGAGCUUAACAUAUACUUUAUCUCCUCAGAUGGUGUCUCGUAUAUGGCCGUUUGCUCCUGUAGGCUCCCCACUGCCAUGGCCUUCUGCUUUCUGGAAGAUCUCAGAUGGGAGUUCACAGCAUGCUUUGACAGCACCACGGUCUCUUUGGCAAAUAGGCCAUAUCCAUUUUUGGAAUUUGACAGCAUAAUUCAGAAGGUGAAGCAUCAUUACAGUCAGAACGGGAGUCCCUCCCUGGGGAGCAGUUUGGCCAAGCUUCAGGAAGAGCUGAGGACAAAGCCUCCACCAGUGCUCAACUUGGAGGACAUGGAGUUCUGCAAUGGAACAGCCAAUGGACACGCAGAGUCCGCGGCAGGAUCUGGCCCAAAUCAGAGAUUAGAGCCUGUGACAGCCCCUGGGAUCCUCUCCCUUGUCCUCAACAUCAUGUGUGCAGCUCUGAACCUCAUUCGAGGGGUGCACCUCAUUGAGUACACCUUCCAGGAUGAUUAUGAGGGGAUAUGGAAUGUCAUUGCAUUUCUCUUAGCAUUUGUGUGCUGUCUUUGUCAGUGCUACCUGUAUGUGUUCUACACAUCAUUAAAGAAGCUGAAGUCCUUCACCCUGUUGACCCUCAUCAUUCUAUGCAACGUCUUUCUGUAUGGCCUGAGGAACAGUUGGCAACUUGCCUUCCACAUUGCAGUGGCAACCGUCUCCACGUGUCUCAUUCUGUCCAGAAAACUUCACGAGAGGACAGCUGACUGUGGAGUCUGAGAGCACUGCAGCUUUGAGCUCAGUAAGGGACAACAGACUGUGUGGGAACUCACCAAUAAGAAAGCUGAAUGUGGUAACUGAACAAAUAACUUAUUAUGCUCCUAUUUUACUAAUUGUAUUGAUUUUGUUUUAACUGUCCAUAUGAUGAUUUGCGCUGUUUGCAAUGCAAUCCAUACACUUGGUCUGUACGAUAUUUGUUCCAAAAGAAAGGAAGUGGUGGCAUGUAGUAGAGUAUUGGAGUUUCCUCUUCAUAAGCCAAAUUACUACGCCAAAAAUAGUAGCUAAAAAAGUAGCUUAAAUAAAGCAGGUGUUGGUAAAAUGUGUGUUUGGCCACCACCAUGAAAUGAAGGAUGACUUAGCAUGAACACUGCAUAAAUAUACAGUUAAGAGUCUUAUGGAUAGGUGAGGCUUGAUUAUAACUAGAACAUACCUAAAUAGUGAAGUGAUCUCAGUAAUGGAAACUUAUUAGCAUUGUUUAAGAAAACAUUAAUUCAUGAAAUGGAUAGGACUGAACUUUGAAUUCAAGGUGGUAUUUACUUUAAUGAAGUCCACCGUGUAAUGUAUUAGAUCGUGUAACAUUUGUCCAAAAAGUUUGCACUAGGAAGUUGCUUUGUCUCAGUUGUUCUGUGAUAGCAGGAGCAGGAUUCAGUAAUAUGGCGCUGUCAUUUAGCUUUAAAUGUAAGCAAUAUUUGGGAGGGUUCCUUAUUUGUUGUAUAGACAACUUUUUAUUUUAUUUUAUUUUGAAAUGAACAAAAAUUGUUUAAAAACGGUUUCAAAAUAAUAAUGAACUGUCUUUAACAUUAAAUUGAAAGUCAGCCCACAAUGCUGAAUGAAAUAACUUGAACAUGUGUGAUUCCCACUAGUCAAAAUGGUUGGUUAUAUUGUUUUCCCCACAAUAGUCUGGUAUAGUGGUAUACCAUCUCUGUGUUUUAUUUCACUAAGUUAAAGGUCUUAAACAGAAUGUAAAUAAAGAGGAAAAAUAUUGGGAAGAAACCUCCAUAAAUUAAACGGUUAAAAUCAUUUUUAAAAUUUCCUCCCACCUGUACAUGUUGUACAGAACGGUUGCUAUAAAUUGUGAUAGAAGUGAUAGAGAUAUUAAAAGCAAUAGGAAAUAAAAAUAAAUAUUAAGAACACUUCAUUAUGACUCCGAGAGUAACAGAGGACUGACAAAUAUGUGAUGUACUAUGAUUGCAAAAUUAUGUUAUAUACUUAAAAGUAUGCACUUAUUCUCAGUUUACUGAGUCUACCUGUGUGUUGUCAUGAUAUUCAUAGCUUACUAUUAUUCCAGUAACAAUUAGGAAAAGUUUAUAUACUACUGAAUGUAUGGCUGUUUCUAUAGGUGGCUACGCUCCAUAGUCUACUGCUGCAUAUAUGUUACAGUGACGGUUGUAGUGCGCACACUUAGCAGAUGCAGCAGUGCUCAGUCCCUAUCAGGCACCACUAGCACUAGUAGCUGUUGUUUAGUAGAAGUUUAUGGAUGGUCUAACUGAAUUUAUAGCAAUGAUGUCCUAGUUUCUGGUGUGGAUGCAUUUUAUUUAGAGGUAUGUCUUUGGCUUAUCUUACAGUAUGCAUUUAAUAAGCUGUUGCUAACAUUUCGGCUAGUUGGGUUCACAAUGUGUUGGUCGGGGUAUCAGCUAAAGUUUUGGUAAUAUUUGAUACAUGACCUGUACUGAGAGUGACCAAAUACAUUUGAUGUUUACAAAUAUAAAUGCAUUGUACCUAAUCAAGGUCGUCACUAAUUUAAUUGAUCUGUUGAAGAAAUAAACACCCCAUUGCAGAGACUGCUAACAAUCAUUGUGAAGUAAAUCACAAAGCAUUUUUAAAGUAGAUAGCUGCAUAAUUGCUCUGCUUUCUCAGUCAGUCUUUCAUAACAUUAAAAAAUUGGAUUAGAAAAUGACCUUGUACAAUGAUUACAUUUUUUUUAAAAACAUUAAUUAGGUAUGAUGGGACAACAAAGUGGUCGCUGCUAUUGCUGGGUUGGAAUGGAUUGAUGUAAGCAUUUCAUUAUUGUUUGGUAAUUGUGGUAAUGCCUUAUAGUUGAAAAUUGCAUUGAAAACAACUGUCAUUCUCAUAAAGGUAUUUCGUAAGUGGUAAGGAAUGUAUUUCUGGUUAAUUUAAUGUUUGUUGAACUCUUGUCUAAACCAGGUAUAGCUAAGCAUAAAUUUAAGGGCUCUGUUCAUGUCAAAAUACAUGAUUAAGAAAUUGUAUAUAUUUUUACAAGAGGAAUUUUGAUUAAUCUGGGUGUGAAACAUGAAAUGUCUUUAUUAACAGUGUUUAUUCGGUGUGAAUUGAAUUACAGAGAAUCAUAUAGGUAAAGAGUGACAAAAUGGUCAUGAUUAAUUGACUUUCUACACAGUAAUUGGACAGAAUAUUGAGCUAAAUAAUAGGUUAAUGGGUUAUUUAAAUAUACAUUACAUACUGGAAGUGAAUAAAACCUUGGUUAAAUGAGGGAGAACAGGGGCUGCCACACAGGUGCCAUUAAAUAAACAGACAAAUUCCCAGUAUACUGUACAUACCACAUGUUGGAUGAGCCCAAUUGCCUAUACUUAUAGCUAGAAUAGAUGCAAAGAGACCUCAGUACUUUUCCAUUGAUCAGGACAGCUUAACUUGUUGAUGCUUCACAGGCAACGAUGUCUAAGGUGAUGUCAACAUGAAACUCCAUGAAAAAAGGAAUUAUCAGCGGAUGACAACCGUUGAUGAAAUUGCAUAUGCUAGUCAUGUGCAUUAAUUGCAGUCCAUGCAUUAAUUUGCAGUCCAAGCUAAAACAGGCAGAUCUCCAUGGUUCAGUUGACUGCAAAGUUUAACCUGGCAUGAGAAUGGUUUCAUCAAAAGGAUGGUGACUCAGCAGUCUCAAGUGAUUAGAUUAGUGUUUACAUUUUUUGUUCACCACCUGUAGAAUUUUCAUAUCGAUAAUGAAUCAUACAGAACCUUAUAUGUUCUGUACAUGUGGCCAGUUAUUUACAGCUGUGUUAAAGUUGUAAAGCAGUGUAGUUAAUUUAUUUACAUUGUUCUAUAGCAAUUGCACAAAUAUGAAGGCAGAGUAGAUGUACCGUACAAAUGUAACUUCAAUUAUAACGUAUUAUUUCACACUGUAUGCAUUAUUCAGGCUGUAAAACUAUGUUUUAAAACCAUGUUUAGUUUUCAAAUCAAAUUGACUUGGAAUUCAAAUGACAGUGUUGAAACAUGCUCGUCUGUAAAUACAAAAACUUUUAAAGUUAUGCACUGGUUUUUUUUAUUUAUUUAUGUACAUGUACCUUUUUUAACAGUGACAACCAAAGCAUGUCUUACAGGUGAAUAGAUACAGUUCCUAAAAUCAUUCAGGUUUCCUUUUCAAAUUCUCUCAGGAGGGAGGUGUACAGACAGGAUUAAUCCCUUGUGGAACAGGUAUAGUUUGACCAUGUGUUGUCAUUUUCCAAAACAACAUUGCAUUUUAAAUGGAACACUUGCUGCCACAUCUCAGCAUCCCCCCUGUGAUGUGUUGGUGUUGAGGUAAUUGCACUGGCUCUCAAAGGGUUAAUUUCAUAUUGAAUGAACAUAAAUGCUGAUUUAAAGAUGCAGAAGAAAUUCCAGGCUUCAGUGCCCUGCAAAGGCAAUAUUCCAGGUGUCCCAAAUCACAAGUGUCUAUUAAGUGUCACUGUGCCCUCCAGAUUUAGAGCCGGCUAUCUCUCACUCAUGUCAUUUGUUUUGAUUGAAAUACAUUCCUGUCUUAAUCUGCACUUAAUUAGCCAGUUCUGCAGGCAUGGGCAUGUGUCAUCAGGGCUACUCACAGGGGGCCCCGAAGAUCGACAGCAUUUUCAGAUGUUUGAAUGAGCAUUUUACCCUCCUGAUUGAAGUCAUCCUCAUGUUCAUCAGAGGUUUAAUAUCCUGUCACUUCGGCAAGUGAUAUUCAUAAAGACAGCUGCAAAAUGUGAUGGGUUGUGGCCUUCUUGCUGCACAGCAGAACAUUCAUCUACAAGUUAUUUUACUGGAGAAGUAUGUGGAACUCCUGCUAGAACUAAUUGUAGGUGUGACAAUCUGAUUGAAGAGUUUGCAAUUUCAUAUCUGUCUUCUGUUUCACACUUGCUGCAAGAAUAGAGACAAACCUCUAUUGCUAACAAGCUAUUGGUGCAGUCUUAAUACAAGUACAAGUUCAUGCAUUAAUCUUGUGAGGUUUUUGUAUACUGAAUAUUUUUUGCAGCUGGUUUAUGCACAACAAAAAAGCAUCUUAACAGAAAGAAGCUAAUUGGGAUGUUAUCUCAAAAGUACAAUGUCAGAGGACUGUUGUUACAGUGGAUCUCAAGGGUGAUACUGUAUGUUUUCAGCGUCUUUUACUCUGCUGAAUUCCAAAAAGGAAACUAUGAUAUAUUGAUUAAUCGUACACUUGCUGUAAUGUGAUCAUUACAGUUAGAAUUUAGAGAAGGUACAUAUGAAGAUGCUAAUUGUUGAGCUCUUUCCUCCACUCCAAAUUUUCUUUCGUAUGCCCCUUCCCAGUGUAAGAUACGGUUGUAUUUAUUAAAAGUGGUUGGUCCACCAUGUUUUUUUUUUUAUAGGCUUGGCUAAGCCAAGUGGGAUUCACAGUGAUGUAUUUGACAUAAAAUCACUGAUGUUGAGAAUUCUGAAAUCGAGUGUCCUACACAGCCAGUAUGUUCUAGUAAAUGAGACUGAAUUAAUGAAUAGGUAAUGCUGUUGUUUGCACUGUAUGUUAAUGACAUGUUUAUAAAUCUGUCAAUUUAAUGUUCAAAGAUGCGUCUGACAGACCUUUUCUUCAUUCAUAUAGUACGGAAACUUGGAUGUACUGAAAAAGGGAUUUGCAGCAUCAGUCAACCUUAAUAUUUUUCCUGAUAGGCUUUUACAAUAAUUUUUUUUCUUUUGUGGUGUUUCAAUUAGAUGGGACAAUUCAGAAUUUCACCUACUAGAGUAUGUACAAAUCUGCCACUGAAGUUAUUGGAAGCUCAAAGUGAGCGCUAUCAAUAGUGGAGAUUAUUAAGGGUUGGCUGAAGCUCGCAAUUAGUCUGUCAGUCUCAUCCCCCGUUAAAAAUUAAAAUAACCAGAAGCGAAAUUGAGUUUUCUGUCCUGGCAAGAACUAAUUAGUGAUAAAAGCAAACUGUCUUACUGUCUGCAGUAAAUCUGGUCUGAUAUUCCUGAGGAGCUACCUGUUCAUGUUCAGCUGUGGUGACUCAGAUGCAUUUAGCUUUCUUGGGGGUAUGAGGUUGUCAUUUUAUACUUUGUUUAUAUGCUUAUUAUACUGCCAAAAACAGAGACAUUGACAGUUGUUAUUACAGCUUUAAGCACUUCCUGUCUGAUAGGUGUCACUAAAUAAAGCAUUUGUUUUGCAUA
This is a messenger RNA of Anguilla anguilla (European eel), 6596 nucleotides long. RefSeq names its product SEC22 homolog C, vesicle trafficking protein (gene sec22c). Gene Ontology annotation, biological process: endoplasmic reticulum to Golgi vesicle-mediated transport. The transcript is spliced from 7 exons. NCBI's taxonomy places the organism in Eukaryota, Metazoa, Chordata, Actinopteri, Anguilliformes, Anguillidae. The record is from RefSeq and is a predicted model, not a curated record. Bases 369 to 1280 code for a protein of 303 amino acids.